Messenger RNA from Bacidia gigantensis, 1281 nucleotides. RefSeq lists its product as uncharacterized. The transcript is spliced from 2 exons. Bases 1 to 1281 code for a protein of 426 amino acids. Lineage: Eukaryota; Fungi; Ascomycota; Lecanoromycetes; Lecanorales; Ramalinaceae. The record is from RefSeq and is a predicted model, not a curated record.
AUGGCUAGCGACGAGGGCAAUUGGGGUCCAGGCAUAAUUGGAUUGGCCGCGACAUGUGAAGGCUUGGUGCUCAUCUUUAUAUCCUUGCGUAUCUACACAAGAGUCUGGCUUGCGAAAGCGUUCUGGUGGGAUGACGCGACGAUGAUAUUCGCCGUGCUUGGCACAACAAUCGGAUGUUCCCUCUGCUUCGUUGAAGUCCACUAUGGUUUCGGAAAGCACUACCAAUAUCUUACCGACCGCGAGAAGCAUUUGUUCAGGAAAUAUACAUUUGGCGAAUGGAUUCAAACAUUUGCGACCCUCAUGUGGACCAAGAUCUCCAUCUGCCUCUUCCUCGUUCGAUUCACAAACAAUCAGAGACUGCGCACGGUCAUGUAUUGGACGGUUGGCUUCCUGCUCAUAUCCAAUACCGUCAUGACGGUCAUGUGGAUAAUGCAAUGCCAACCUGUCAACAAUGCUUGGGUUCUGGAUGGGAAGGGUACAUGCAUGAGCAAAUUUGAAAAAGAGGCAGUCAUCUUGACGCAGGCUAUAAUCUCCAUCGUCUCAGACUUCGUCUUCGCGGCCUUCCCCAUCUUCUAUUUCUGGCGGCUACAGGUCGAUUUGAAGACAAAGAUUGGUCUUUGGCUGCUCAUGUGUCUUGGUUUCAUCACCGGCGUAUGCUGCAUUGUGCGCACUGUCCUCAAUGGCCAGUCUCUGCCCGACGAUGAAACGUACGAUGGCAUUGUGAAUUGGACGUGGCGGUUGUUUGAGGUGCAGAUGGGCAUCAUUGCAGCAUGCAUCCCUACUCUGCGUCCGCUUUAUAGCUUGAUUUUCAAAAAGAUCCGAGGCGAGAAAGAUGUGUUUGCAAGCUCAAACGUGAAAAUGCUAGGAAACGAGAAAGAGCACUGGCUUGGGGAUGCAUCAAAUGGCCACGACAGUGAUGGACGUUCCCCUCCAUCAGCCUCAUCAUCUCAACAUCCUCCUCGCCAUCAAUCAGUGAAAGCAAUGAAGGCCCACCACGGUGAAGACAUGACUCAUGACCUUAUCAAUGACGGUAUCAUACAGAGUAAGGUACCAAAUGGGAAGGCAUCCGAGCACCGCAGCGCUUCAAAUGCUGGUCUAUUGGGAGACAUGGAUCGUUAUGGAAUCGGCGAAGGAACAGCGCGAUCAAAAUCGAAGGUUAGCCCCAAGCUUGGGGUCGCACCUGAAGAGAUACCGGAUUUGGAGCGGGGCGAUAGGACAUCUGAAGAACAGGCCGAGGCUGGACUUGAGGACGACAUGGGGAAAUAUGGCAUAGCGGAAUGA